GCACCUCCUACUUCAAUCAUCAUCAACAUUCAACUCGGCGUAGGAUAACCAUUUCUUUGCGACCUCACGAAAAUCAAUCAAAAUGCCUGCCAAAGCCGGAAACAAGAAGGGACCAGUCGUCAAGCGCAAGUUUGUUAUCGACUGCAAGCAGCCCGCCAACGACAAGAUCUUCGAUACCGCUGCUUUCGAGAAGUUCCUCCAGGACAACCUUAAGGUCGAUGGAUUGAAGAGCAACUUGGGUGACAAGGUCUCCAUCGUUAAGGAUGGAGAGAGCAUCAAGAUCGAGACCUCUGUUAACUCUGGUCACUACCUCAAGUACUUGACCAAGAAGUUCCUCAAGAAGAACCAAUUGAGAGAUUGGCUCCGUGUUGUCUCCACCUCCAAGGGCGUUUACGAAUUGAGAUUCUUCAACGUUGUUGGUGAUGAUGCUGAGGAGGAUGAUGAAUAGAUGGUUACAUAUAACAUCUAGGAUUGAUAAAUGAUACCCAUGAUGGACUGGACUACGGACUAGAAGAUCGUGAGGAGGGUUGGGAUCUAGCAGUGGUAGAAAUAAUCAAUGCUAUAUUACUGCUCUCUCA
Messenger RNA from Botrytis cinerea B05.10, 578 nucleotides. RefSeq lists its product as hypothetical. The record is from RefSeq and is a predicted model, not a curated record. The transcript has 3 exons. NCBI's taxonomy places the organism in Eukaryota, Fungi, Ascomycota, Leotiomycetes, Helotiales, Sclerotiniaceae. Gene Ontology annotation, cellular component: ribosome. Bases 83 to 448 code for a protein of 121 amino acids. Gene Ontology annotation, biological process: cytoplasmic translation. Gene Ontology annotation, molecular function: RNA binding; structural constituent of ribosome.